GCCUUUGACUCUCUCUCUCUUUCUUUCUUUCCCUCUCCCUCUCUCUCUUUCUGUCUCUGUCUCUCUCUCUCUCUCUCUCUCUCUCUCUCUCUCUCUCUCUCUCUCUUACACACACACACACACACACACACACUGUUUGCCUAGACUGAUAAGCUGGGGGGGGCAGGCAAACAGCCCUGCUAAAGGAGUGAAAACACACACAAGAGUGAGAAAGCCUAUGACUGUGACGGGGAGAGCAGAUAGGUGCACAAGCGCACAGAGGAGGACAGAGAAAGAGAAGACACAGAGAAGAAAAAGCCAGCGAGACAUAGAAAGGAGAGAGAGAGACCAGAGGAAACAAAGUGUGAGAGGCAGAAGGAGGAAGAACAAAAGUGUGAAGGGUUUUUUGCUGCUGCUGUGCUGGGACCAUGUCUCUGAAUGGGAAGGUGGCUCUGGUGACCGGGGGGGCUCAAGGCAUUGGGAAAGCCGUGGUCCAGUCCCUACUGCAGAGCUCAGCCAAGGUGGCAGUGGUCGACCUCAACAAGACCUGUGGCGAAGAAUGCAAGGUGCAGCUGGACGCCGAGUUUGGAGAGGGCAACUGCACCUUUAUUCCCUGUGAUGUGUCAAAUGGAGACGCACUGAGAGAUGCAUUCCAGAGCACUGUGGACAAGUUUGGUCGCCUGGACAUCGUUAUCAACAACGCCGGCAUCAACAAUGAAAAGAACUGGGAGAAGACCAUACAAGUCAACCUGACCUCUGUAAUUAAAGGGACCUACUUGGCACUGGAACACAUGAGUAAAGAGUACGGCAAAGAAGGCGGCAUCAUUAUCAAUGUGUCCUCUAUGGCAGCCUUCUUGCAUUCUCCUCAUCAGCCUGUCUACACUGCUACUAAACACGGAGUCAUCGGCUUCACUAGAGCUAUGGCGGACGCAUCCUCUCUGGGCAACUACGGCGUUCGCAUCAACGUCCUGUGUCCGGCCUUCGUCGACACUCCUCUACUGCACUCAGUGGAGCACGAGGACAACAUGGGCAAGUUUGUCAAGUUCAAGGACGAUUUCAAACGCAGCAUGAGCAAGUUUGGAGUUUUACAACCGUCACUGAUAGCAGAGGGCAUGAUGAGGUUGAUCGUGGACUCCAGUCUGAAUGGAGCGGUAAUGAAGAUCACCUGCUCCAAGGGAAUCCACUUCCACACCUAUGAACCCAUGUCUGCUUGAGCCUGGACAUACUGGACUCUGCACUGCUGAGGAGGACAAUCGGGGCUUUAUCCUGUCUGACUGCAACUGGGUCAGAACAACUUCUGGCUGCCCCUGAAGUUAAUAUCAGAACUGCGUCUGAGCAUUGUUUGGAUUCUACUGGAAAAAUUGAUGUGAACAAUGCCUGAUCAUGUAUAUAUACCUGUCCCAAAUGAGUGCUAUCCAAACAAUAGUUCCAUACACUGUCAAUAUACUGUCUGAUUUGAAUAAUUAUGUUAAUACUAUGAUAGUAAUGGUUGUAGUUAUCAAAAUUACUGUAGAAAGUGUGGUGUUUUCACUGCAAGCCAAGAUAUAAACCUUUGGCAAACCAGGGUCGUAGAUCUGUCUUUUUCACUGAGGAUUCUGUGUUACAGUCAGUGUCAUCCACCUCAGACACGACAUGCAGCUUCUUUCUUUAAACAGUGUUAUCAUAGCAGCUGUAACAGUAAUUAUUUAACACUUGGUUUAUAUGAUUUAUGUAAAAAUAAAAAUAAAUCCACUAGUUUAGUGGUUUGUUAUUUUGGGA
Messenger RNA from Dicentrarchus labrax (European seabass), 1737 nucleotides. It is a transcript of the gene hpgd, whose product is annotated as 15-hydroxyprostaglandin dehydrogenase. Gene Ontology annotation, molecular function: oxidoreductase activity, acting on the CH-OH group of donors, NAD or NADP as acceptor. Gene Ontology annotation, cellular component: cytoplasm. The record is from RefSeq and is a predicted model, not a curated record. Lineage: Eukaryota; Metazoa; Chordata; Actinopteri; Moronidae. The coding region runs from base 408 to 1193 and encodes 261 amino acids. The transcript has 7 exons.